UUUCGAUGUUACCGACAGUUUUAUAGAUGUCACAAAUCGAGAUCAUGCAAAAUGUCAUAAUAAAUUAACAGUGUAUGAAUUCCUUAUUGUUUUUAGUUCGAUUUGAAUAGCGCGCAGUUAGUAGUGUAUGUUAGUGAUUUAAGUACAAAUAGACGAAAUAUAUCGUUAAUGACUAUUAAUUAUGCACGACAAGUUUAGAUUACUCAAUAAUUUGUAUAUUUUGUUUACCAUUUAGAACUUAUAAAAGGAUAAAAUAUGUAUUGUAACUAUUAAUAGCUCUUUAUUGUGCUCUAUCUGUACAUGUCAAAUGUCAGCUACUAUUUAAACCAUGACAAAUUCUGUAAGCAAGUAGGACAAUUGCAUUAAACCAUUUAAUUUAUUGUUAAGUUUAAAAAGUGUAUCCACCAAAAUGACUACCUUAGAAAACGAAGAAUUCGAACUAAUGAAAGAUUCGAAAUAUCGUAUGUAUGUUGGUGCCGUUGAUAAGGCACUGAAAAACUUUGAUUACACAUCGGAAUGGGCAGAUCUUAUUGCAGCCCUCGCAAAAUUAAACAAGGUAUUGUCGAGUUACUCCAAAUAUUCCGUUAUUCCUAGAAGAAUUAAAAUUAGUAAACGACUUUCACAAUGCAUGCAUCCAGCUCUUCCAUCAGGAGUCCAUUUAAGGGCUCUGGAUACAUACGAUCUUAUUUUUACAAGUAUGGGGCCCAACAGACUCUCUAGUGAACUUUUUAUUUAUAGUGCUGGACUCUUUCCGUUAAUGGGUCAUGCAGCAAUGAACAUAAGGCCCACCCUUUUAAAAAUAUAUGAAACACACUUUGUACCCCUAAAGGAAAGAUUAAGACCAGCUUUGGGUGGAUUUUUAAGUGGUAUUUUGCCAGGUUUAGACACUGGCUCGGAUCACUUUGAAAGAACCACAAAUUUGCUAGAAAACGUUUGCGAGGGUGUAGGACCCCCGUAUUUUUACACUUGCAUUUGGCAAUGUGUAGCAAACAAUAGUCCAGUUCGCUUGCCGGCCAUAAGCUACGUUUUAGCGCAUUACAGUCGAAAAUCGUCCAUGGAGGACCAGCUGCAUUUGAUGGGACAGGAUGUAGGAUUAAUGGUAAGUGGCCUAUGCGCAGCAGUACAAGACAUUAGUGUCUUAGUGCAACGAUCCGCCCUGGACCUUCUAAUGGUAUGCUUUCCUAUGAAAAAUAGGCAACUUUUGUACGCCGACAUGGUCCGAUUAGUUACAGCAGCACUGUCUACCAUACUUAGGCGGGACAUGUCCUUAAAUAGACGUUUAUAUUCCUGGUUACUAGAAAACGAUGCAAAUAUAACCAUACCCGUAGUACAAAAUGCGACAGAAAAUGGCGUCCGCUCGCCCCACAGCAUCGCCUACGACUUGCUGAUAGACUCUAUAAAAAUUAUCCUGCAAAAAUGUAGCACCGAAAUCCCACUGGACAUAAAACCCUACAGACUUCUAACAUCGCUGUUCGACAAACCCCAAAUUGGGCCCGUCAUUUUGGACACAAUUCUUUACGAUGUUUUUAGGACGCUGUAUUUGUCCUGCCUACAUCAGCAGAAACACAAAAGCACGCCGGGCAGGUGCGUUUCGUUCAACGGCGACCUGAAAAGUUUAAAAUCCGAAGAUAAUGCUUUAAAUAAAGUCUUCGUCACGACCAACUGCCAGGAGCUAGUCAAAAACGCGAAUGUACUAUUCAACACACUGCAAAGCUACUACAUAUGGCAGUACAUAGAAAAAUUGUUCGAGGAAUCGCUAAAAAAUAUAAAAGAUUACAAAUACAGGGAUAGGUGUCAAGUGAAUGAUGUGGGGAGUGGCGCUCCCCACAUUCUCGAAAUUUGUAUUCUGACCGACUUUUUAUUAGACAUUAUACCCGUGGAAAGCUACACAAAAAGCACGUCCAACAUACUGCCCAACCUCUUCACUAAAAUAAUAACUACGCUUAAAUUAAACAUUAAUAUAGUAAAUCAGCAUGAAAUCACGCAAAGUCUAAAACUGUGCCUGAAAAUAUUAACGAAAAUACAGCCCAUGUCUUUGGAGAUUGAGCAAGAUCUCGAAGUACAGUCCACAUCAAUAGCAAUUGAACAAGAUGAUUCCAUAGCGGAGGAAAAAAAUGAAGAAGACGAAUUAAGAACGUUAGAAAAGAGUAAAUCGGACUCCAAAAUAAACGAGAAUAUCGACAAAAACGAGCUGACCAUAGACGAUGGUAGUCGGGAGAGAUCCUACAGCAAUCAAAUGCUGAAGAACCUUAGAAAAGUCCCGAGUCCCAGAAUAGAAAAGAAAAAUAAAAACAAAAAGUCCAAAUCGAGUUCCAAGCUCUACGAGCUCAAAAAAGAUGAUCAAACCGAGUCGCUAACAAUGGAAAGCGGCAGUGUUAGUCAAGAAGUUAAAAGUAAAGAUUUUGCGCCCCUAAAAAUCGCCAAAAUCGAGAACAAAUAUUUCGUUAAAUGCCUAGAAGAGUACAAAAAAUUCUACAUAAUUUUUAUGAGAUCCAAAAUAUUACCCUCAGUCGAUAUACAGGAUUUCUUCAACAAAUUAAUCUCAGACAAAAAUCAGGAGUACAAAAGACUUGAAAAACUGCUCGAUAGAAGGCUGAGUGAGGGGUACGAUUUAGCAUUCGAUUUAAAAAUGUUUCCACACGAAAAAUCUCUCGAUAUAUCUCAAAACAUCGCCCCUGAGUACGCGGAAUGCGAGUACGAGCAAUCGAUGAACGUAGCGUCAAAUAUUUUGUUGGAAUUCUCCGCCUUUCCCAACUUACUGCAGACCUCGAUGGAAAAAAGUUUACCGCAGUGGCUAACAACUCUUAUAGUUUCCGCUUGCUGCAAGGAUUCUUCGAGGGACGUGCAAAUCACCGCCAUGAAUACGCUGCUGGAGAUUUUUAGUUUGGCCAAAAACCAAAAUUAUCAGAAGAAAAACGACUCCACGGUGCAUAUUGCAGGGUUUUUACAAGAGGCCCAUGUAAUUUUUGUCGAGGAAAACACCAAUGUUAUAGAGGAAAUAUCUAAAAUACUAUGGAACCUACUAGGAAUAUUAACAGAUCAAGUUCAGUUAAUGCUUUGCGUCACUUUGCUAUAUCAAAUCCACAAUACCUUUGAUAGCAAAUUGUUUGUCGAGCAAGUGAUUAGUCAAUGUUUAUCCACGGAUAAUAUAUCCGUGGCAUAUGUGAAGCAAUUUUUGUUGCUUUGGCAUUUAGGGAGAGAACUAAACGUUAAACUGCCACCUACCAAGUCCCAUAUACGUAAUUUUGAUAGAUCAUUGCUGAAAAUACUUGAUAAUCUGCAAAACAGGGAAAAACCAAACCUACAACUACUAUCAGAAUCGUUUUUGAAUCACAGUUUAUACCACAACGAUAUACCGCGCAUAAUAAACCCAAUAUUAACUAAACUGCUUGCAUCUAACACUGCAAGAAUAUCCAUAAGAAAUGUAAAUAUCCACCCGUCUGAUAUACAGGGUGAAAAUAACGUUAAUGAUAAUUAUAAGGUGGAGGAACGAGAAUCGAAACAAAUCUACGCUGUGAGUAGCGUUAACGGGAAUAUUAUGUAUCACGUGACUGACGGGCCUAGUCCUAAGCCGCCCAAGAAAAAAUGGUUUCCAUUUCCGAAGACGGUAAAAAAGUUUUCGCCUACUAUUGUUGAUACCACUACAAGUUUUACGGAAGAUUCUAGCAUAGUAACAAGAAAGAAUAAGGAUUAUAAGAAUGUCAGCAUGUCACCUAAGAUGGAGAAGAGCGCAAAAGGGAAUGUUAAGGUGAUUAUCAACCCUUUGAGUUCAAAGGAGAUUUAUCCUAAUGGUAUGGAUGGAUCUUAUUCUCUGCUGAGUUCUCGGCAUUCGUCUUCCGAAAGUUUGAGUUCUAGCAACGAUUGUACGCCCAUAAGUCACGAUGAAACACUAUUACCGCAAGAAAAUGGCGACAGGGAUUCUGGAUUUAUCUCCAUUAAAACACAGAAAUCCAAUAUCAAUAACAUAUGGGAAUCCAUGGAGCCCAUAUCGGAAGGUAUCAUAACCGUCGACAAUAAAGCCAAUAAAAUAACGAAAUCGCGCAGCUUCGACGAAAAAUCCAUCCAAAUCAAAGACGAAAACCUCGAGAACUCCCUGGUGCACAGUUGGUCGUACUGCAUCUCGGACUCGGACAACCUCAACGGCGAGCUGGAGUUCAGCAGAAGCGCCGAGGAGUUCUUCAAAGGCGGCGACAGUCAAGUAGUCUGCGAAAUCAUAAACGAGCUGAUAAACAAAGUGUGCGCCGAGUUGGACGAAGACGAUGUCGACGUCGACGCGACGCCUUCUAGACCGACGGACUUGGAUUUGAAGCAGAAAUCCGGCGCGCACACCUCGAACAAACUGUACCCGAUACACAACCAUAUUUGCUUGUACUACGAGAAAUUCGAUUCCAAUCAGAUUUUGUACGCCCUGGCGACCCUAAAGAGCUGCAUCCUCGCCAACUCGCAGCUGUUCAUCAAAUGCUUGGCUACCAGCGGGAUCAAAAAUCUCAAGAACAACGAUACACUGCAUUUACUGGCGCGGCAUCACAAGAGUUUUCAAGGGAACACGUUCUACGGAGAGUUGAAUCAGGACUACGUCAACCUCUACAGGGGCUUCAUGUUUUUGGACGUCAUCGUAUCCGUAUGCCUGAACUUUGCGCGCUCCUUCUUCGCGUGCCACAUGGAACACGAGGAAAUCGUCAACAACCUGAAAAUCCAACUGGAAAGUCUCGACAUCUUGGACGUUAUCGUAAGGAACCUCGCGAAGAUGGUCGACGAAAACUCGAAAGGUUUUUCCAGUUAUAUCGCCGAUUUGAUGGUGAAGUGCAACAUAAGGGAGGUUUUACUGCAUUGCCUUUUGACUUCGGUGAGGGAUUUCGAUGAGGAUAUCACGUUUGCCGAGGCCGUUUUGCUGCUGAAUGGGUUUCAGUUGAGCGAUUCAAAUAACAAGAUUGGGGAGCAUGUGGAGGCGUUCCAAAUACAAAUUUUGAAGGUGAUAAAAUCCUUAAUAAUCCUGGAGCAUUCAGUUACCGCACAGAAAGUAAGUGUUACCAACACCGAGCCAAAAACAACAAUAAACAGCGAGCAACUUAAUUACACUCCCAAAGACAGCAUACCGCAGCAAAGAAUAUUUCUCUCGUCGAUAAGAAGCGCCUUAAGGAACCCCAGAAUGAAAUGCCUGCACGAAAAAUGGCUGAACAUGAUCACAUCUUGCCUGCCUUAUUUCGGAGAAAAUCUCACGCAAAUAUCCAUAAGCGUCAUACAUCAAAUUUGCAAUAAUGUCGAAGAUAUCGCCGCCAACUACGGUAGAUCGCAUUUGGACGACGAAAUAUGCGCAGACUACGCGGUAACGCAGCUGGAGUCGCUUACCAUCCUCUGUCACUACUGCCUACUCGACUCGAGCCAGACGGCCAAUCAGAACGUCCCGGCCAGCGCCGCGACCCCGGUCACCACCAAUCCGGGCGAGAUAUUCAACAACCUUUUCAACGCCUUCUUCUCUCCGCUCGGCGUCGACGCCAACUUCUCCACGAAGCAAAACUCCGAUCACUAUCAGAGCGCGAGGAAGAAGAUCCUCAGUCACAUGCCUCGGAUUAUUUCCAGCGUUGCCAAGUUGUGGCAGACCGUGGUGAAUCUGGAGAACGACUACAACGGGCUGUAUGGCAACGCAAAGUUCGUGAAGCAGAAUUUGUUGGAGUUUUUAAGUCCGAUUUCUGUGAACCACGGCGCGAGUUUCGUGGCCGCUAUAGCUGUCGCCUGGCAUGAGAGGAGGAAUCCCUUUUCAAGCGUUAAAACGGUUUUACCAGAACCAAAUGCCGGCCAAAACAAUCUAGUUUACUUGAUAUCGGCUAUAAGAGUCAUUCCACUCGAUAAUUUAGUACAAACUGUUACGUCUGUGAUAAAAAACCCUCCCCAUACCGAAGAUUGUAGUAAUGACAGCCUGGACGUGUCCGUAUUGGAACUUUUUUAUUGUUAUAUGCGUAAGGCCUCCGCCACGCAGCUGUCAGAAGCUUGGGGUUCGUUAUUAGCUCUGAUCAGAGAGGGCUGCUCUCUAUCGCCGCCGGCUCAGUUUUUGUUGUCGGCCCUCUUGCACGAAUUAAUGAUAAAAUGUUGUCCAUUGGAAGAACGAAAAGACCAGAAAGACUUGCAGGAUGCAACUGCAAAACUUAUCGAGUGUGUCUCACAAGUGUGCGGUUCUUGUUUGGAGCAAACCACGUGGUUGCGGCGAAAUUUGGCCGUGAAAGAGCAAGAGGAUGAAAGUUUGCCAGAACCUAGUAGUAUUAUUAGCGGUUCAUCAAAUGAUAUUGCUUUUGCCAAUAGUUAUAGUGUGCAGGCUCAACUGGUUUUAUCUGAAAUAUUGGCCCCAAUCUUGGACAUAUGCUUCGGCUCGUCAGAAAAAGAUAAAGUCAACACCAUCCUGACCUCCUUGAUGUACAACAUAGUCCCGUAUCUGAAAAACCACACGGUCAAAAACAUGCCCAGCUUCUACGCAUGCUCCAAGCUUUUAGCCAGCUUAAGUAGUUACCAGUACACCCGGAAAGCAUGGAAAAAGGACGUUUUCGACUUGCUGCUCGACAAUUGUCUUUUCCAAAUGGAUCAUCAGUGUUUGAAGUUCUGGCGGACCAUUGUCGAUAACUUGAUGACGCACGAUAAUACUACCUUCAAGGAUUUAAUGAGUCGAGUAACGAUGACGCAAAGUGGAAGCCUAAACCUAUUCACAUCAAGAGAACAAGAAUACGAACAAAAAGCGCAACUGCUUAAAAGAUUAGCAUACGUUAUAUUUUGCAGCGAAAUGGAUCAAUACGCAAAAUAUAUGCCUGAUAUACAAGAACAACUUACAACCAGUCUAAGGCUGAACGUGCCAAACAUACAGGCGCAAGUGUUUCUGUGUUUCCGUGUUUUACUAAUAAGGAUGAGUCCUUUGCAUGUGACGUCACUAUGGCCUAUUAUUAUAAGUGAGAUGUUGCAAGUUUUCAUACAAAUCGAGCAGGAACUUUCCAAAACGUCUGAGGAGUUCAGUGCGCACAUCAAACUAAUGUCUACUCUGGACGCAAGCUGGGCGACCAAUAGCAGCAACGGACUACACGCCCUUGGCAAUCCUCAUUGGUUAAAACUACAUCUAUCGACAGCCAAGCUGCUAGAUUGUGCGUUACUAUUACCGGCCACUUCCUUACCGCAGUUCCAAAUGUAUAGAUGGGCCUUCGUCGGAGACGAUUUAGAGCGCCUGAACGAGUCCAAUCAAAUCGCUUUCCUGCCUCACGUGCUUCGCAUAGCCGACCUGAUGGAAAAAAGAUACGUAGACACGCCGAUCGAAACUCUGACUAUGAAACGUAACGAAUUGCUACUAAAAAUGAACAGUAUAUCUCAAUUAAAGGAUUUGCACGGUUUCUUUAAAACGUUGAGUUUGUGUUCGAACCGACAUCGAACCGAGUGCAGUCGAGCUGUCACGAACGAUUAUUUGCUGUUGGACAGGCAGUCCGACAAAAAGAUGGACUUGAUUUUGGAGAAAAUCGACAAGGUGAUCGAGGAAGACUUUCUAGACAGAAUUCCAAGGUGAGGGGGCGUUGCGAAUGCCCAAAGAAAUCAGUAUUAAAUCGGUUGCAUUUUAUUAGGGGACUAAUUGAAUUGAUUUUAUUUAUUUUUGUAUACUGUCCUUUUUUUUUUGUUACACAUUGUCUGUUUGUUUACAUGCAUAUCUAGGUUGUUUAUUAUAUUAUUAUUAAUUAAUUCUAAAAACGUUGAUCUAUUGAUAUAAAUAUUAUUUAUUUUUUAGCUGUAUCUAGUUUUGUUUUAAUAUCCACUGUUAUUUUUUGGCAGGUGCAAUUAAUUUUAUUGUAAAUAUUAGCAUUUAUAACAUUGUGAUUUUAUAUUGUGAUGUAACUAAGAACGUGGACAAUUCUUGUCUAAUUGUUGUAUUAUGUGUAUUUUAACAACCUAAAAAUGUAGUUAAUUAUACAUUUUGCUACAGUAAUAAAUUAUGUUGGGAUAUAUUUU
Messenger RNA from Brassicogethes aeneus, 7971 nucleotides. The record is from the annotation of a GenBank genome assembly. Lineage: Eukaryota; Metazoa; Arthropoda; Insecta; Coleoptera; Nitidulidae.